Molecule: messenger RNA, 2268 nt
Organism: Arachis stenosperma
Lineage: Eukaryota; Viridiplantae; Streptophyta; Magnoliopsida; Fabales; Fabaceae
Exons: 4
Coding region: 1-2268 (755 amino acids)
Source: RefSeq, a predicted model, not a curated record
AUGUUGGGUUUGGUAGAAACAAAGAAAGAGAGUAUCACUAAAUAUGAUGUAGUACGUAUUUGGGGAAGUAAUAGAGCGUGUUGGGAGUCUGUAAGUUCAAGCGGGGCUUCUGGUGGGUUAUUGUUAAUAUGGGAUGAAAUGGUUUUUAAAUCGUCUAACUGCUAUAAAGGAGAUAGAUGGUUGUGUAUAGAAAGAAUGGUGGUAAAAGAGAACUUUCAUUGUGUUGUUUGCCUAGUGUAUGGACCGCAUGUGAGAGCUGAGAAGAAAUCCAUGUGGGAAGAAUUGAGUUAUAUUGCAAGACUCUGUCAGGUGCCUCUUUGCUUUUUGGGAGAUUUUAAUGAAAUUUUGCAUGUGGAAGAAAGGAAAGGAGCCACUAGCUUAUCUGCGUCUGCGGAAGAUUUUAGAUCAUGGAUAAAUGACAUGGAGCUGGUCGAUUUGCCACUAAAUGACCGUAAGUAUACAUGGUUUAGGGGACAAUCAUGCAGUCGUAUUGAUCGAAGCCUAGUUUUAUUGGGAUGGCUUGAUGUAUACCCAGAGACGCGUUUGAGGGGUGGGCCAAGAGGAUUAUCAGAUCACUGCCCUAUGAUCAUGGAAGACAGCAGGAAAUUUGAAGGCCCAAGACCAUUCCGAAGUUUGGAUUCGUGGUUUACGCAUGAAGGGUUUUUGAGAACGGUAAAGGAAGAAUGGAGGGAAUUAGGUAACAUGCAAUUCCUAGAGAAGAUGAAAGCACUGUCAGUACCACUCCGCAGAUGGCAUAAGCAGCAUUUUGGUGACUUGAAUGAGAGGAUAAAAAGGUUUGAGGAAGAAAUAAGGAAGGUGGAUGAUAUGGAAGAUUCUCUAAAGGUGAGUUUUAGGGAUGGAUUGGUUAAUCGCUUAGAGAGGGAGGAAGCGGAAGGCCUAGAGGUGUUACCAACAGUAGAGGAGGUAAAAGAGGCAGUGUGGGACUGUGAAUCUUCUAAGGCUCCAGGGAAUGACGGGAACAGAGUUCACUACAGCUGUGAUAACUUUUUUGAAACAGCAAAAUUACCAGCAGACUCUAAUGUCACCUGGGUAGCGUUGGCGCCGAAAUUUGUUGGGGCUAAGGAGAUUAAAGAUCUCAGACCUAUCAGCAUGUGGUUGAAACAGAAAAAGAAGGCAUCAGCGAUUAUCGAACUGGACUUCCAAAAAGCCUAUGACAGAGUUAAAUGGUGCUUCGUGGACACUGUAUUAGAAAAGAUGGGAUUUGGUAGAACAUGGAGGGCAUUGGUAAAGGAAUGUGUUACAUCGGCAUCUAUUUUCAUUCUGAUCAAUGGUUCACCAUCAAAACCGUUCAAGAUGGAGAGGGGUCUAAGGCAAGGUGAUCCAUUAUCGCCGUUUUUGUUUGUUCUGGUGGUGGAUGUGCUAAAUAGGAUGAUUGGAAAGGCGGUAAGGAACGGUCGGAUAUCUCCACUAUUAGUUGGGCGGGAUAAUAUAGAGCUGUCACACCUACAAUUUGCUGACGACACUAUAUUAUUAUGUCUGCCAGAAGAAGGAACAGUGAGAAACUACAAGAGACUUCUGAGAUGCUUUGAAUUGAUGUCUGGUUUGAGCAUUAACUUUGAGAAGUCUAACUUGAUACCAGUGAACUGCAGCCAGGAGUGGGUUAGCAGGAUGUGUCAGCUUUUAGGGUGUCAGGAGGCAGCCCUACCGGUAAGGUAUCUUAGCAUUAGCUUAGGAGCAAAUCCAUGGUUGGUAAAAACGUGGAAGCCGGUUUUAGAUAAGGUCGAGGAAAAAUUGAGCCUGUGGAAAGCAAAAGUCCUUAGUAAGGCUGGAAAGCUGGUGCUCAUUAAGUCGGUGAUCAACAGUCUACCUAUUUAUUACCUGAGUUUGUAUAAGAUGCCAAGUGCAGUUGCUAGAAGAAUCAUUACCUUGCAGAGGAGGUUUCUUUGGGGGAAGGAUGAUGGACAACCUGGAAUGGCUCUCGUGAAGUGGGAAUUGGUCAAAGCACCAAAGAAGCUAGGAGGGUUGGGGGUGGGUGAUUCCGUUGUCCGUAAUACUGCUUUACUAUUUAAAUGGUGGUGGAGAUUCUCAAUGGAGGACUGCCUUUUAUGGAAGAAGAUUGUGUGCUCCUGUAAUAACCUAAACCCAAAUCACUUGUUGUCAACUCAGACGCUACCAAAGAAGGGGGGACCGUGGAGAGAUAUAUGUCAAGUACAAAUAAAAGACCAACAUGUUAGGCAGAAGAUGAUUGAUGGCCUUGCUUUGGAAGUAGGAGAUGGUAGAUCCACCAGAUUCUGGGAGGAUACAUGA